AUGUCUCGACGGAACGAGAUCAAGCAAAAGCAAGCUAUCCAGGCCCAGAUCCAGCUUGCUUUUUCCAAUUCAGAGAAAAAAGCAGCCUCGUGGCUUGCUCCUCUGACAAAAAACACCGAGCUGAAUUCAAGCUAUUUGGAUCUUCCUAUAGUACCUCCUGGUGCUGGUCUCUCCAGCUUAGAAGAUUCACCAGGAAACAUCCGGGACUUUAUAGAGAGCGACACCACAAAGCCAGACAAGUGGCGCCCAUCAAAACCUCACCAACAAACCAAGGCUAUGGCAGCACUCACCAACAAGAUGAGAAGUGAAAAAAGAGAUAAGAUUCACAAACGACUAAGUACGAAACCAGCUAAACCAGUCAAGAGGGAAGAUAGCGACAGUGAGAGCGACGAAGAUAGAAAGAUCAGGAGUUCACGACUGGUGAAGAAAUCUAACAAAAGCAAGCGUCCGUUCUGA
Molecule: messenger RNA, 456 nt
Organism: Meyerozyma guilliermondii ATCC 6260
Lineage: Eukaryota; Fungi; Ascomycota; Pichiomycetes; Serinales; Debaryomycetaceae
Exons: 1
Coding region: 1-456 (151 amino acids)
Biological process (GO): ribosomal small subunit biogenesis
Cellular component (GO): 90S preribosome
Source: RefSeq, a predicted model, not a curated record